AUGAUCAACGUUGACACGAUUACCUACACUCAACUCGCCAAGGUCUUUGAUCACGCCAUUUUGAAGCCUGAUCACACUCCCAAGGACGUCGAAGCCGGCUGCAAGGUUGCUCUUGAAUGUGAUGCCAAGUCUGUGUGCGUCAAGCCUUGCGAUGUCAAGCAAGCUGCCGAGAUUCUCAAGGGUUCAAACGUGCUCGUGGGUACCGUGAUUUCGUUCCCCCAUGGCAACUCGCCUACGAGUGCCAAGGUUGCCGAGGCAUUGCAGACUGUGGAGGACGGCGCUGUGGAGCUGGAUGUUGUGAUCAAUGUGGGUCACUUGAAGGCUGGUAGAUAUGAUGAAUGCCAAAAGGAACUUGAAUCUGUGAUCCGUGCCUGCAAGGAGAAGCGUCCCGAUAUCAUCUUCAAGAUCAUUUUCGAGAAUGCUUACUUGACCAAGGAGGAAAUUGUCCAAGCAUGCAAGCUCUCUGAAGCUGCUGGUGCUGAAUUCGUAAAGACAUCCACUGGUUUUGCUUCCUCUGGAGCUACCUAUGAAGACAUCGAGUUGAUGCGUGCCAACGUCUCGGAUCAUAUUGAAGUCAAGGCAUCGGGUGGUAUCAAGACUCUUGAUCAAGUCCUCGAAUUCUUGCGUAAGGGUGCUACUCGUAUUGGUUCCUCUUCUACUGCUCAGAUCUUGGAAGACUUUAAGAAGCAACAAAAGAAUUAA
Messenger RNA from Lichtheimia ornata, 702 nucleotides. Its product is annotated as deoxyribose-phosphate aldolase. Gene Ontology annotation, cellular component: cytoplasm. Gene Ontology annotation, molecular function: deoxyribose-phosphate aldolase activity. The transcript is spliced from 2 exons. Gene Ontology annotation, biological process: carbohydrate catabolic process; deoxyribonucleotide catabolic process. The record is from RefSeq and is a predicted model, not a curated record. The coding region runs from base 1 to 702 and encodes 233 amino acids. Lineage: Eukaryota; Fungi; Mucoromycota; Mucoromycetes; Mucorales; Lichtheimiaceae.